AUCCGUAUCUGUUAUCAGCCGGGCGAGAAGCGCCGGCGCACGCCAGUUGAUGCUCGCGCGUCGCGAGGAAGACACAUCCGCGCUCUCUGUGAACGUUCAGUGCACUUGUGAACCGUGAUACGAGCUGGUGAUCCUAGGUAUCGAGUCGGAUGAAAAGGUAGACCACCUGAGAAGAAAAUAACAUGAGAUUCUCGGCGAGGUUACAGUUGCUGACUUGCCUGGUGCUGUACGCGUCAUGCGCACAAGCAAUCAUGGUGAAGUUCGGCACGAAGGGAGGGCCCAUCGAGCCGCCGCCGCCGGAGCGGCCGCUGCCGCCCGCGCAGCCGUCCCGCGCCCCGGCGCCGGUGUGGGACUGGGACGAACGGUCCAGUGACACGCCUGACCCAAACGCUCAAUGGCGACCUCAGCUCUUCGUACCACAGCCGAGGUACACUCAGGUAGUCUACUCUCCGCAGCCGCUCAACAACGCGCAACGAUUCGUCAGUGCCUACAUACCAGUACGCCAACCCAUACAAGCCCAGCCGAUCCAACCUCAGGACUACUUCACGCCUUCUCAAGUCUUAAGCUCACAAAGCCUACCUGGCUUCGGCCUAAGAUACUUCCUUCCUACGUACAAUUCUGAUGACCAGCCGAAACAAGUCAAGCAAGAAGACGCUAAAAUAAACGCGAUAGAUGCUAAUAAUGUGAACGAUAGAAGAGACUCGUCUAACGAUCUACAAUGGCAGUUCGAGAAGGAUCUAACUAAGAGGAAUACAAGAAACACGAAUGAGGCGGCAGUUCCCUACGUCUACCAGUUCCCAGUGCACGUGUCUCGACAUCAGUAAUAAACUAAUCCUAGCAUAAGUUUUAACAGUAUCAUCGCAGUUCUAUUGAUUUGAAAGAAUAUCAGGAAAACUUUGCGAUUUUGAUUUCCCAGCCCAUUUUAAGUUUAUUUUCGGAACUAACUUAUAAGCAUAAUAGUAAAUUAUGUGCUAGAUGUUUUUUUUAUAUUCUCUAAAAUGCUUCGUAUUUAAAUUAUUAAGCACAUAGUACAUUUUUUCACUGAAAUCAGUAUCGCAAAGUGGAGAACUUAAUACUGUGAUGUCAUUAGAUUGUAUCGUAGUGUAAGAUAAAAGUGCCAGAAGAUAAAGUAUUUUUAUAACGCUAACGCGUUAUGGUCGUUGCCAAUAAAUAUCUCAUUGACAAGGAGAACUAUCGUGGGUUCAAUUUGAUAUACCAACAAGGUAUAGCUAACAGUUGGUAAAGAGUAAUUAUACGAAGAAGUGAAUCGUUUAAUUGAGAUAUUUCAUAAUUCAUACGAGUAUCGAAAUGGUCAGUACUGAAUAUGUACUAAAGUUAGUGUUGUAGAAAAUUUUAUACACAUUUUUGGUGUCGUUUGAAUUUUUACAAAAUACUGAAUGGUUAAUUUAACCUCUUUGAAUGAAUAUCUGAGAGUUGUCUUUAUGAAAGAUGGUAUUUUUACAUGUUAAUUGCUAUAAUUUUCAAAGCCAGCCGUUAUAUAACCAGUACAGUUCCAUUCACAUUUGCUCCGGUCCGUUAACCCGAGUCUCGCUGUCAUUAAUAAAUAUAUUAUGUAUGGACUGAAAUUAUAUUACGAUAAUGACUCUUUGAGCUCCAUAAGCUACAAAAAGUCCCUCUCGUGUGCUCAACUGCGUAACAAAUUCGUCUGCCUUUAUUCGCUUUGUACUGUAUGGAGGACGGAUGACAUAAUUGUCUCGACUAUUUCAACGUUGAAUAAUAUAAUUUUUGUAUUCAUUUGACUGUCAUUACUUUAAAUUCUUUUGUUAAAAAAUCUUAACAUAACAGUAUAAAUUUAUUCAGUUGUGAAGUUUUGAAAAUGGGUACAGUAUCAAUAGGAAUACUGAUUCAAUGAAAAUGUAUAGGUACGGAAUUAUGGAUGCAUUUUAUAACAAUGUGCUUCAAUUUUUACCCUGAGGUUGACAAAUUAUAUAAAAUUGUAGCCUGACUUGGGUUCAAAUUAAUGUUGUAGCUUUUAUGUUGGAUGCUUUCAGGAUAUUAUUUCUAUUGAUUUUAUACGUAAUGAUUUCCAAUUGUUUACGAGGUACAAGCACCAACAAGAUGUAGGUACAGUGAGCUGCAAAAUUACAUGGAAAAAUUUUGAAUGAAUUCAUUGAUAUAUUCGCCAUACACUAUUGCAGCUCUGUACAUCAAAGGUAUUUUGUAGUUCAGAGAGUACUGUCCACGAAGCGAAUCAUCAGCGUAGCGUAAGCUACAUUUUCUCUCAUCUCUCAUUAGGUAAUAUACAAUAUUUUACCCUCAAUUUUUCAGCCGUAUGACAUCUUUAAGAAUAUUUUAAUCGAUGCCUUGAUUAUUUUGUUUAGUGUUAUUAAUUGAUUUAGUGUACAAAAUUUAAUCAAUUUUGUAUGAAUAGAUAUACCUCUAUUUAAGUAAUUUUACAAGAACACUCCUUAGAGUAAUUUAUUUUGUAUGUAGUGUCUUCGGUGACUGUUGCUACUAGAUUCAUUUGAUCGUUCAAAUAAUACAUUAAUACGAAAUAUUUGAACAAUAUCAGUUAGUUAUCAUUUACAUUUGCAACUCAUUAUCAUAUUUUAUUAUAGAACGAGUAAGAAAACAUAAUGCGAGAUAGUGCUAGCCCAGCUCAUAGAACAAUCCACGUACAGGCGUACGAUGUAGCCCGGCGUAUUGCGCGCUACGCCCAGGCGUAUAUCACGCUUUGUAUGUGUCGCUUACGCUUCGUGGACGGAACUUAUGGACUUUUUUCGUGAUUGUUUUUCUUUGUAUUUUUUUAGACAUUUUUAGGAGUGAAUAGGCUAUUACUGAAUCGGUGAGCUCCAUCUUAGACUCUGUUUUCACUUUCCAUAAGGUGUGACUAGGGUCAAUCGCCGAUUAGUCUACAAUAAAAAAAAACGUUUUUAUAAGAUACACAAACGAGUAUCUUUGUCUGAAAUCUUUUAUAAUUUUGUAGAAGCAUUCAUUGCGUUAAGAUGCUCAUUGUCAGAUAUUUAAAGAUUAAACCUCAAAAAUGUAAAAGAAACACUAAGUGGAAAGUUUUUUAUCAGAUUUUAUAAUCAAUGCUCUGUACAUAAUUAUGUCCUAAGUCUAUCUAUACCCAUUUUUAAAACUACCUAUACGAUUGAUUCAUUGUAUCGUAAAUAUUCAGCAAAUUUUCUUUGUAUUACGGUUUCGGACAUUCUCUCAUUGCAUGUAAGUAUACAUAAUUCAAUACCUACUUAGAUUUACCUAUAGUGUAAAACGUCUUUGAAAGUUGUAACCCUGCCUACUUAUGUAUUUGUUCGAUUUUAUUGUUUUUGAUGGUUUUUUUUCUAGCUGUAACUAUAACGCUUGUAAAUAUGUACAAUAAAUAAAAAAAUAUAGAAAUUUUAUUACAAA
Molecule: messenger RNA, 3372 nt
Organism: Leguminivora glycinivorella
Lineage: Eukaryota; Metazoa; Arthropoda; Insecta; Lepidoptera; Tortricidae
Gene: GV1
Exons: 5
Coding region: 183-824 (213 amino acids)
Source: RefSeq, a predicted model, not a curated record